This is a messenger RNA of Kickxella alabastrina, 1071 nucleotides long. RefSeq lists its product as uncharacterized. The transcript is spliced from 2 exons. The coding region runs from base 62 to 970 and encodes 302 amino acids. Gene Ontology annotation, molecular function: gamma-glutamylcyclotransferase activity. NCBI's taxonomy places the organism in Eukaryota, Fungi, Kickxellomycota, Kickxellomycetes, Kickxellales, Kickxellaceae. The record is from RefSeq and is a predicted model, not a curated record.
AUUUUUUUGCCAAGAAAUCUUGGCAAGCACAGACACUAAAAGGGGAACAUCUGGCCAACAAAUGGCCAAUUUUGGAUUCAAGUAUCUUUUAAACACAAUUUUACACACUACCAACCCAUUUAUAACAUUUUUUGCUCAAAACAUGUCCACAGAGGCAGUUGCUAACAUCGUAGCCACAGCGGCAGUAGAAACAAACACACACACAGGUGAUAGCAAUGACACCAACGGGAUGGUGUGGUAUCUUGGUUACGGCGCAAAUAUGAGCAGCAAGGUCCUUUCGGGGCGGCGGCAGGUGUUCCCUGUUGAGUCGCAUCCGGUGGUAGUUCCUGGAUACCAGCUGACAUUCGACAUGGUCGGCCUGCCUUACUGGGAGCCGGGGUUUGGCACCAUACUCCCAGUGAACGACAGUAACGGCUCUGCUGAGGACAGUACACUUCUUGGGGAGACCCGCAUGUCUGACUGCCAGGCUGGAUCCCCUCUUCACUGCAUCGCCCAUCUGAUCACAAAAAAGGAGCUCGACCAUAUCGUCAACACAGAGGGCGGCAAUGGCAGCCGCGACUUUGGCUACCAGCUCAUCGAGAUUGCAUGCGAGACAUACGAUGGACGGGCCAUAUCGGGCAUUUCGCUCAUCGACGCCCACACAUCUGCAUGUGGAUACCACCCCUCGGCACGCUACCACAAGAUCAUUGUUGACGGCGCCGAGGAGCAUGGGCUUGAUGCCAAGUACAUUGAGCAGCUCAGGAUGAUCAAGCCGUACGUCGCUACCACCAUCGGCCAAAUAAUUGCCAAGCAUUUGACCCUUGUCAUUGGCGCACCGCUAAUUUUCCCUUUGGUGGCAUGCAUGUUUGCCAGCCUUGCGUUCAAGACCAAGGUACCGCAGGUUGUUUCUGUCUACGGCGAAUGGAGCAAGCGGCUCGUGUGGGUGCUGCACGACUGGGUUCUCGCGCCAGUGUUUGGCAAGGGCCACUAGGGCGGCAGCAAUAAACCCCGGCGGUGGGUAUCUGGCCUCUGUUCCGUUUUCUUGGCUGCUAAUCCAGCUCUUUUUUUAAUACAUUUUAAUACAUUUUUACC